This is a messenger RNA of Lymnaea stagnalis (great pond snail), 1962 nucleotides long. Lineage: Eukaryota; Metazoa; Mollusca; Gastropoda; Lymnaeidae. The record is from the annotation of a GenBank genome assembly.
CAAGAAAAUACUACAGAAGAGACUCUGAGAAAAUUCAGCAGUCAUGCAUUGUUACAUAUUCUUUCCUAUAAAAGAGACACAAGUUGUGAGUGCAGGAUACAAUAUAUUUUUAAAAAAAGCAAGAUUGUUUGCCGCUGAAACCUAUCAGACAGGCAUGAAGGAAUGCACUGUUAAUUUUUUCAUAUAUCUAUAUCUCUAUAUCUAUCUAUCCCUGGUAACUAUCUAUUUAUCUAUCUAUUUUGAAUUAAAAAUUUUCUGUUCAGAUUCCCUACAUCAACAAAGUUACAUUAUAGGUAGAUGAAGGAUCGAGGAAUGUGAAUUUUUCUGUGGACUACCAUAUUACAUUUUUUUACAUUGAUUUUUUUUUUUACUGUUCAGGGGCAAUGUAACAAUGUGUACUUAAGGCUAAAAUGAUACCAUAUGAUGGUCUUGAUUAGGCUGAACAAAAUUUCACACAGAGAAUCCACUUUUUACAAUGACAACCUUUUUUUCUGUCUAAGAGCUUCUUUGAACGACUAAUUAACUCUUGUCACCUGAACAUAGAAUAUGAAAAUAUUGCCAGAUACCUUUGAUGUUAGUGACUUGUGUACAGUGGUUGUUGGUGGUUUUUUAUUUUUCAGUUUCUGAAAUUCUCACAUCAAAAACAGACUGGAAAACUGUGCCAACAUUUGGAGUUUUGAGAACCUUGUUUACCCAGGCAAGUCUUGUUGUUUUUUUGUGGAGCUUUUACAGUUGUACACAUACGUUUACUGUUUACUCAAGUAAAGAGCAAGUGCAGGCUAAAAAUAUGUGUAACCUAUAGCUAAUCUGAUGGAGGAGUGACAUUGAGACUUUUACUUUUAUUUUAACAUGUGGGCAGACAAUAUAAUUCUUCUACUUUGGAUACUUGUAAAUAUUGUGGAAUUUAUAAAAUAAAAAAUAAAUGCAAGUCGGCACAGCUAUUUCAUUGUAAGAUGACUUUAUCAUACAUUGUCUCCCUUUUGUAAGAGCUCUGUAUGUUCACCAUUGGGUAGUGGGUGGUUCAUGGUGGGCGGCCCGUGGGUGCGCAAAAAUAUAUUGAUGAUGGCGGGAAAACUGGAAAGAAGUUCCAUUUUUUUUAAACCGUGUUCUUUUAUGAGAACCUAUAUUUUAGUGGGGGGUGGGGGGGGGUGUGUUCCACUUCUAAAUGAAAAGUCUUAUCAAAGGGUAUGGGAAAAAGAAAGGUUGGGCACCACUUUUCUGUGGGAUGGUGACUAUGUUCAGUGUUCCACAUGACAACCAAACAAUUUAAGACAACACAACUUACCUGAAAGCUAUGUAUUUAAUUCGAUCUAAUACUAGAUGAUCAUGCAUUGCAUAUUACAAAUAACUGCGGUGCAGCUCACCACCAAGGAUUCUACAGGAACUAAAUACCAAGUACUACAAAUCUCAUUCUGCUCUACAUUAUGAUCCUGCUCAAAAGGUUGCUUCCGCUCUACUGACUAUUUCUAUUUUAAAACUAUCCAACAAACAUUCCAUACAUUACCAUAACAACAAAAGUUGAUCACACUCACUUGACAACAAACAUUGCACAAGUUUCUCCUAGGAUGCUUCCACACAUACCAAAGCAUACAAUGGACGUGCAGCAAUUUCACACCAUAUUCUAACUAUACACUGUUCUUAAAAUAAUCUCUACAUAAGUUUUCCCCUCUUCUUUGUUAACAAGCUGUAAAAAUCGGUACAAAAGUGAUGCUUGUCUCUAAUGAGCUUAACUGUAGUUAUUUUCAUUGUGUUGAUAAAAUAUUGUUUGAUGAUUGAUUGAUUUACUCAUAUGACUGUCACCAGUUGUUUUCAUCACUCAACUGCAAGGAAGUCCCUGACAUUCUGAUUCGUUCCUUGGAUAAUCAGGAAGUCAACAGCAGCUCAACCCUCAUCUUCAUGUCUGUCAUGUACAUUGCUUUCCUAGAUGCUGCAGGAUUUAUCAAAGGUUUGGAAGUAAUAUAG